Molecule: messenger RNA, 573 nt
Organism: Emiliania huxleyi CCMP1516
Lineage: Eukaryota; Haptophyta; Isochrysidales; Noelaerhabdaceae
Exons: 4
Coding region: 9-329 (106 amino acids)
Source: RefSeq, a predicted model, not a curated record
CCGAACGAAUGGCGUACAUCCGCCCUCCCUCGAUGGACGAGAGGCUGGAGAAGGAUUACCUCGCGGCCGCGCACUGGGCGACACUGCGGGAGAAGGCGGUCGAGGAGGCGGCGGCCGGCUACAACAUAUCGACCGACGAGUACCUCGCAGCAAUGGACCUGAACGCCUCCACCAUGUUCCAAGCGCGCCCGGCUCUGAUGGAUGCGAUGGAAGCGGAUUACAUGCACGCCUUCAUCAUCGCCGACACGCGAGAGGCCAAGAGGCGGGAGAGCGUCGAGGACAACACGUCCCGCGCGGACAAGUGGGCCUUGCGAUGCAUGAUGGCGUGAUGCGGCUUUGGCGCAUUGGCCCGGGGACAGCGAUUGGGGACUGGCGCCUCCGUCACCCCGCCCGAACAGUCGUUGCCCGAGCGUUCACGUGGUCGGUGCUGGUAGUCAGCGCACGACCGUUGUCGACCGUUCGCCGUGCUCGCUCCCUUCUGUUCCUGGUCGGACGGGAGCAUCUAGAGCUCUGCGGAGAGUGCGCAUCUCACACAAAACUCACUUUGUGACUUAUCCUACUCACUUCACCACU